CGCGAUCACGAAUUUGGCCAUGAUCUCUAGCAAGGUCUAGAGACUGGGACCACGGCGUCGCGGUUUCCUGGCAACCGCGCGGCGCUGUGGGAGUGGCGCAGGCGCUCUCAGAAGCUGCCGCACCGCCAGAGGCAAGUUCAAAGUUACUUCUUGAAUGUGUUGAGUUUAUGGGAACAACCAUCCAUUAUCUUUAUAAGCUCCAUGGACUCCUACGGCCUUCGACUCUGUCUCUUCCUCCGAGAAGAGAAACUAUUUUUUUUUUUUGACAGUUUCCCCUCCUCUACAUGUGGCCGUCUACGGCCGCCGCGAACCUAGGCUUUUUGACCUGUGCAGGAAUCCGUAGAAUGUCACCGGCCGCGCCGCUUUGGGCGGAAGUGUCAUGGCUGCGCCUGUGUGCAGCCACGGGGUUCUGUCCUAAGGAUUGUCCACAGCACGGUGCUCUCUUUUAGGAAGAAGUUAAGUUUUGUUGCAUCUUGAGUAUUUGAAAGUGUGCCAGAGGAUAGCAAAAUGAAUAACAAAGCACAUUCCUUGUUAUGGAACAUCAGACAACUGAGUACUUCACUUCCAAGAAGCAGAGUUUUGAGGAUCUGUCCUCUGGGAUUUGGCAGACCAGAAGUAGUUCAUUCACAAUGGAACCCAAGAAACGGUCUGCUAACUGGUUUUGAUGAGGGACUGCGACCGUCUGUCAGAUACCUCUUUCAGGGUAUUUCAAAAUCGGUAGAUGGUUGUACUCACACUAGCAUAAGCCGUGCAGCUGUCUUUAAACGUGACAGAGUACUUUGUCCUAGAAGAUUUUCCUCUGAUUCAGAACAUUCUCUUGUCUCUGAUGGGACAUCUGAUCGUGAUUUAAUGAAAGUAAACUUCCAUCCUACCUCCAGUGAAGAUGUGCUCACCAGGAAAACGAGACCAACCUCUGUGAAUCAUAAAAAGCUGGCCCAGGAGUGUAACUCUUUGAGUGAUGUGCUGGAUACAUUUUCAAAAGCACCUACGUUCCCUGGCAGUAGCUAUUUCUUAGCGAUGUGGACAAUUGCCAAAAGGGUAUCUGAGGACAAACGGCGCUUUGAAAUACAGCUGAUGUUCAGCCACCCUGCCUUCAGCCAGCUGUGUUGUGAGCAGCUGAUGAGAGAAGCCAAGAUUAUGCACUAUGACCACCUUCUGUUCUCUCUUAAUGCGAUAAUGAAGCUUGGCGUCCCUCAGAACACUCUUAUGGUACAGACGGCUGCUGAGGACGAUUCAGGUAAUGAGCGCAUCAAUGAGUGUGACGAGAGAUGUCUUUCAAUUUUGUCAACCGUUUUAGAGACGUUGGAGCCCUGCAUGAAUGUGAAUGCGCUUCGAGCAGGGCUCAGAAUCCUAGUUGAUCAGCAAGUUUGGAAGAUAGAACAUAUCUUCACAUUACAAACAGUGAUGAAAUGUAUCGGGAAAGACACACCAUUUGCUCUUAAGAAGAAAUUGGAGAUGAAAGCCUUGAAGGAGUUGGACAGAUUUUCUGUCUUGAAUACCCAGCACAUGUUUGAAGUACUAGCUGCCAUGGAUCACCGCUCUGUUGUCCUUCUGAAUGAAUGCAGUAAGGCGGUCAUAGAUAAUAUCCACGGGUGUCCUUUUAAAGUCUUGAUCGGCAUACUGCAGUCCUGCAGAGACCUCCGGUACCAAAAUGAAGAUCUCUUCAAGAGCAUAGCAGAUUAUGUGGCUACAACUUUUGAAAUUUGGAAGUUGAAACAAGUUAUCUUUUUCCUCAUGUUAUUUGAAAACCUUGGUUUUCGACCUCCUGAAUUGAUGGACAAGCUUAUGGAGAAAGUAGUGGAGGACCCUGGGUCUCUAAACAUGAAGAACAUUGUUUCUAUCCUUCACGUGUGUUCUUCUCUCAAUCACAUCCACAGAGGCCAGAACAGAGAGUUCCUAGAAGCUAUGGCGAGUGCUCUGACUGUUCGUCUUCACCACAUCUCCUCUGAAAACCUGUUGAGUGUUGUGUAUUCGUUUUGCCUGAUGAAUUAUUUCCCCCUGGCCCUCAUUAACCAGCUUACCAAAAAGACCAUCAUCAGUGAACUGCUGACUUCAGGUGACGCAGAGAAGAAUAUUCAUAAGCUUCAUGUUCUGAAUACUUGUCUGAAACUUGAUGGAAAUGCUCAUUACAAAGCUGUCCACAUCCCGUUGCCACAGCUGCCACGGUCACCGUCCCAUCCCAAUGACAGGGUGGCGGAGGUGCUCAGCAACCUUUGGGAGGGCGAAGGAUACUUCUCGAGAAAUGUGCAGCUGCCACAUAAUUAUCACAUUGAUUUUGAAAUCAGAAUGGAUAAUAACAGGACCCAAGUAUUUCCAUUUUCUGAUGUAGAUGCACCUUCUGCCCCAAACAUGCAGAGAGUAGCAGUGCUGUGUGUUCCUAAGUCUGUUUAUUGUUUGAAUUCAAACCACCCCAGAGGAUUGUUGGCUAUGAAAAUUCGACAUUUGAAUGCCAUGGGUUUCUAUGUGAUCUUGAUCCAUAACUGGAAGCUGAGAAAACUAAGGAUGGAGGAUGCAGUAGCAUUUGUGAAGACAAAGAUCUAUUCAGAUGAAACUCUUCCCACCACUGACACAACUGUGUAAAGCAUGGAUUAAAGCAAACACGAACCUCUUCACACUGAAGCACACACAUUUGUGAAAAUGACUUCAAUAAAGGCUGUAAUUCAGUUAUCAGUGCAUGAGCUGGCUGUAACAGUGUUAUUUCCGGUCAGGUUAAAGAUGACCUGAAGAAUGGAAGCUGUGUGGACACUGGUGUUUCAGAAUACACUGAAAACAUUUCAGAAGAGUCCUGCUGUAUGAUGUCUUUUUGUACGCUGUGAAUAUGUGUUGCUCUUUAAAAGUAGAUUCAAUAAUCUACCCUUUUAUCCUAUCAUAGAAAGAGAUUGCAUUUAUAAUCAACCCCCUUUAAAUAAAAAAUAAACAUUUAUAAACAGUA
This is a messenger RNA of Peromyscus eremicus (cactus mouse), 2932 nucleotides long. It is a transcript of the gene Fastkd2, whose product is annotated as FAST kinase domains 2. The record is from RefSeq and is a predicted model, not a curated record. NCBI's taxonomy places the organism in Eukaryota, Metazoa, Chordata, Mammalia, Rodentia, Cricetidae. Gene Ontology annotation, molecular function: RNA binding. Gene Ontology annotation, cellular component: mitochondrial matrix; ribonucleoprotein granule. Gene Ontology annotation, biological process: regulation of mitochondrial mRNA stability; mitochondrial RNA processing.